AUGAAGAAACUCACAAGCUUAGACCCCUCGAAGACCCUCACACCAGAUCACAUGAAUGGCGUCAAACAAUGCCUUUCUGUAUUCUACCCUGUGUUUCGCUCACCUGAUCAUCCCACCUAUGCUGUGAUGAUACAGAGGGCAAUUGCUGAGUUGAACAAGGAAGGGGGGUCGACUCAAGAAGCAAUAUCAAAAUUUAUUAGAGAGCGGUUUGACUGUUUGCCAUUGGCUCAUGAAAGUUUCUUGAGUCAUCACUUGAAGAAACUUAGUGAGAGCGGAGAAAUUCUGAGUGCUUCAAAUAAUUGUUAUAUGCUUCCAGCUGAAGAAAAUGGUUAUGUUUCUCGAAGGGAGCGAGUGCAGAAAAAAAAUAGUAGUGGGUUGGGUAGGGGAAGAAGAACAAGAAAUGGAAUUGAGCAUAAAAAACUGGCAGAAGAACAAGUUGAAGUAACUGAACAUAGAGAACAGAGGCAGCAAAGUCAGGAGCCAGAGGUGAUAGUUGAUCAAAAUGGAUGCUCAGAGCAACAAAAUGAACAACAAGAUGAAGUGAAUGGAGAAGUUGCAAUGGUUGUGGCAAAACAGAAAUAUAAAGCGACUAAAGAACAAUUUGAAGUAACUGAACAUAGAGAAUGGACGCAGCAAAGUCAAGAACCAGAGUUGAUAGUUGAUCAAAAUGGAUUCUCUGAGCAACAAAAUGAACAACAUGAUGAAGUGAGAGGAGAAGUUGCAAUGGUUGUUGUAAAACAGAAAUAUAAAGCGACUGAAGAACAGGUUGAAGUAACUGAACAACAGAAAGAACAGGGGAAACAAAGUCAAGAACUGGGUCUACAAGAACAGCACAGUAAGGUGAUUGACGAUCACAGUGGACCUCCUGAGGAACAGCAAGACGAAGUGAAUGGGCAAAAAACUGAAAAACAAAUGCAAGAAGUUGCUGUGAUUGUUGAAAAGCAGCACAAUUCAGAAGAGAAAUAUAAAGCAACUGAAGAACAAGUUGAACUGAUUGAACAGAGACAACAUGGGCAGAAUUGUCUUGAAUCGAAUCAAGGGCAAGAUGAACUGAUUGGACAACAAAGUCAAACUGAAAUGCAAGAUGUUGUAAUGAUUGUUGAAAAGCAGAAUAAUGAAAAAGAGAAAUAUAAAGUGACUGAAGAACAGGUUGAAAUGACUGAACAGAGAUUACAUGGGCAACAAAGUCAAGAACUGAAUCUACACGAACAGCAUAGUAAGCUGAUUGACGGUGAGAGGGGAUCUCCUGAUAAACAGCAUGAUGAAGUGAAUGGACAACAAAGUAUAAAUCAGAUGGAAAAAGGUACAGUGAUUGUUGAAAAGCAGAACAAUUCAGAACAGAAAUAUAAAGCAGUUGAAGAGCAAGUUGAAGUUACUGAACAACAGAGGGAACACAGGCAACAAAGUCAAGAACUAAGUCUAGAAGAACAGCUAAAUAUGGUGCUUGACAUUCAAAAUGGAUCUCCAGAGAAACCAAACGAACAUGCUGAUGGAUCUCCAGAGAAACAAAAUGAACAUGCAGAGGAAGCAAAUGGGCAACAAAUUCAAAAACAAAUGCAAGAAAAUGCAGUGAAUUUUCGAAAUCAGAGUAAUGCAGAACAGAAAUAUAAAGUGACUGAAGAAAACAUUCAAGCACAAAGGGAUGAACUUAUUGAAGAACAGUGUCAAUCUGAAGAACAACAAUGUGAAGUGACCAGAGAACAAUUACAAAUUGAAGGAAUUGAAAGAGAGAUUCAGUUACUAGAGGAACAAGUUGAAAUAAUUGAAAAGAUGACUACACCAGGAGAGCAUAUUGAAAUGAUUUCUGAACAAAAUAAGCCACAAGAGCAAAGUGAAUUAAUAUCCAAGAUCGUUGGUUCUCGCAAUAUGCAGGAGUUAUUAUCAAAGAAGCAGGAGAAAGAUGCAGCUACUGCGAUCAAUUCAAGCCCUUCUCUUACAAGUCAAAAACUGCCCCACCAUGAUUCAUCAUUUUUGUCUGAGGAAAAUUGUGUAGAAUUGUUGAUGAGGACACGUAAGCUUGAGGAGAAGUUGUUGGAAAAUCUGUCUAGCAUAAGGGAGGGAUCAAACCGUAGCAGUCAGAAGCCUAGUACAGACUUAGAGGAGUUAUUUUCAAAGCAUGGAAAGCUAGCCGCCCAUGAUAGUCAGCCGCAGAUGCCCAAGUGCCAAAACAAAUCAAUUAACACUUGUCCUCAUGUUGAAUUGCCACAACAAAAGGAGAUUGGAAACGUAGAAAGAUCAUUGAAACUGUUAACAAUGGAAGCAGAGAAUAUCAGAGAAAUAUCCCGUCAUGUUGGAAAGAAGACUUGUCUAAACUUCGAAGCAGAGCAUGAGAAAGAAAAGCAUAGUGCUGCCUGCGAUCCCAACCUUUGUUGUCAGCAGAAGCCGUCUGUCUCUCUGCAAGUUGCAAGUUGUGAGGAUGUCCCCAAGCACUCACCAGACCAGGAACUGGAACGGAAACUGAAGAACCAGCAACCAGAACUUCAAAAGCCACAAAGACCUCAAGAUGUCGAAUUACUGUCAGUUGAGGAAGGCUAUAAGGUUCAUGAAUCUGAGCUAAACAUUAUGGACAGUUCUGUUUAUUUGCUCCAGGCAUCACAGCAUCAGAAGAGGCAGCUGCGUCCUCGGCAUAAAAAGACAUCUGAAUCUGGUUGUGGGGUGCCAAAGGCACGUAAAUGCCAGGAACUUGAGAACGAGAAGCAGCCCAGAGAAGAAAUACAGGAUAUGGGUAUGAAGCUUGAUCAUUUUGCAGUUAAGCUGUCAUUUCAAGCACAGAAAAAAACACAGGAGCCAGCACAGCAGAGGCAAUUGCGUCCGCGGCGCCAAAGGCAGUCCAAAUCUGAAGAGUCGAUCACUACAUCGAUGGUGGAAUCACUACCCACAAGGCAUCAGGAUACCCUGAUAUCAAACCUUCAAGAAGCUGAAAAGCCUCAGGAGCUAAAGACAUCAGCAGCAAAAACAGGCCCCACACAGCAGCAGAGGCAACUUCAACCUCGAGACAAAAAGCUGCCUGAAUCUAGGGCAGUUCUGUCACCUUCACAAUCUCUGGAUGAGCAGUAUCCAUUGCUUUCAAACAGUGGAAGAUCUCAAAUGCAACAGCCGAGAGUGGAUGAUUCAUCUCAACUGAAGAACCGACAUCGACAUGAUGAAUUGUCCCAAACAAAAGAGCUGCGGCGUCAUCUGAAAUUACAAUUCCACAGCCAAGGUGUUUCACAAUCUGAUCCUAGCGUGUCCAUGACAGAAUCAUCACCCUCACAGAACCUGAGUGAGGAACCCCAAGAAAAGAUGCACCAUGAUGAAUUGCAGCACCUGAAACAUCAAAAGCAUAAGAAGCCUCCUAGACCAAAAGAAAAUGAACCAAUUAUGGAGGUUUUGUCCCCAUCAGCUGACCAGCAGCCACAGAAGCGAGGGAGAGGGAGGCCUCCUAAAGCAAAACUGGCUACAGCUGCAACCAGCUAUGCAUCACUGCCUGCUAAAUGCCAGAAGCAGAAGGAACAACCAGAAAAACGAAAACAAGGGAGGCCCCGUAAGUUGACAGCAAAAAUUACUUUAGCAAGGAUAAAAUUGACCUUAAAGAACCAACCACAGCAACAAAAGCGAGGGAGGGGAAGGCCUCGAAAAGUGACUGAAGAAACCUAA
Molecule: messenger RNA, 3636 nt
Organism: Prunus armeniaca (apricot)
Lineage: Eukaryota; Viridiplantae; Streptophyta; Magnoliopsida; Rosales; Rosaceae
Source: the annotation of a GenBank genome assembly